Messenger RNA from Chlorella variabilis, 582 nucleotides. Its product is annotated as expressed protein. The record is from RefSeq and is a predicted model, not a curated record. The annotation marks the transcript as partial. NCBI's taxonomy places the organism in Eukaryota, Viridiplantae, Chlorophyta, Trebouxiophyceae, Chlorellales, Chlorellaceae. The transcript is spliced from 4 exons.
GGACGUCCUCUGGUGGCCCGGCCGCUGGUCCCUGGCCCUGGGACUCCUGUCAUCACGGCAACACCGACGAGCGACGACGAUUUCAGGAUCAUCCGCGGGCAGGGCAGCCGAGGGUUGUCCAUCCUUUACGGCGAGGGUGGGCCGCUAAUCGUGGUGGAGGGCGAGCUCAAGCCCAACCCAGCCCCCGCCUUCACCUACGAGUGCCCUCCAGGCUGGGUGAUCAAGGGCUACAGGGUUACGAUUAACACUCCGAUGUCUUCACAAGUCCUACGCUUCAUCUACAACCUCAGGGUGCGAUGCGCACCGUUGGACCCGUGCGGCUAGGACGGCAGGCGUUACCUGUCUCUGCUGCUUUUUAGUACGUUUUCUUUUCAACUCAACGACUUGUUUGUGUUUCAUGCUUUCCCCUGCCCGCCUGCUCGUGACCCUUCUCGGCUCGCUACUUUGAUGCCUUGCCAACAUUGUUUCUUCAUGCCUGCAUUUGUUGCAUCAGUACCUGUCCACCAGCCAACCGGCAGAGCCGCUCUCUUGUGCACGGCUGUCCUGUCAGUUGAGACUGACCCUUGUAACAAGCACACCACC